Molecule: messenger RNA, 18364 nt
Organism: Dermacentor silvarum
Lineage: Eukaryota; Metazoa; Arthropoda; Arachnida; Ixodida; Ixodidae
Product: serine/threonine-protein phosphatase 6 regulatory ankyrin repeat subunit A-like
Exons: 24
Coding region: 94-3420 (1108 amino acids)
Molecular function (GO): protein binding
Source: RefSeq, a predicted model, not a curated record
GCGUCGAGCGGCUACAUGGGCCGUAUUAGGCUUAAUUUUUGUAUCGAUAGGCACGUGGCUCUUUCUACAUAAUUCUGCUGUACUGGUGCUAGUAUGGUCCAGUGUAGUUUUAAUCCUGCAAACGAAAAAGUUGGCAGCGCAACGUUUGCAGAGCGAGAGAUGCCUCGAUUCCGCGCUGCUCCCGGGCGGCGUUUCUGCACUACGGAUCCGUGUCCCUUUAAAGGACCCCUCACCAGACUUGCGGAUUGCCAAAAAACAAGCCUGCCCCACCUGGUGCAAGCCGUGUUCAAGGGUGAUGUGGAAGAGGUGGAGGAGCUGCUGGCGGAAGGGGAGGAGGCCAACUACCAGGACGCCGAGCGGCGCAGUGUGCUGCAUGCGGCUGCAUUCUGUGGCCUUCACCAGGUCACCGCCCUGCUUUUGGCGCAUGGUGCCCGCGUCAAUGCCAAAGACAACAAAUGGGCCACUCCACUGCAUCGUGCCUGUGCCUCUGGAUACGAGGACGACAACACCCACCAGCUAAAGCCCGAGCCUGUAGAUGUAAAGAAAACUGUGGAAGUGCUACUACGACACCAGGCAGACGUGAAUGCACGGGACAAGUUUUGGCAGACUCCACUACAUGUGGCAGCUGCAAAUAAUGCAGUGUCAUGUGCUGAGCUGAUCAUUCCUCUGCAGAAUAAUGUCAACAUCUCGGACCGUGCUGGACGCACCAGCCUUCAUCAUGCUGCCUAUAAUGGGCACACACCAAUGGUGGAGCUUCUGCUGCAGAACAACGCCACAUGCAACUUCUUUGACAAGCGUGAUCGCCGGGCCAUCCACUGGGCUGCCUACAUGGGCCACACAGAAGUUAUCUCUCUCCUGGUCAGCCAUGGAGCCGAUGUCAAUGUGCGAGACAAGGACUACUAUACUCCCCUGCACUGUGCGGCAGCCAACGGGCGUCUCAGUGCUCUGCGUCAGCUGCUGACCCUUGGUGCUGACGUGGAUGCACCGAACGGCUGUGGCAACAGUCCCUUGCAUGUGGCAUGUCUCAAUGGCAAGGAGGACAUCGCUGACGAACUGCUUGCAGCCGGCGCCCACAUUUGCGCUGUUAACUGCCGUGGCCAGACACCACUGCAUUAUGCGGCAGCUUCAACACAUGGAGCAGGCUGCCUAGAGGUUCUGCUGCGUCAUCGAGGUGUUGUAGUGAACUGCCCCAGCCAGGAUGGCCGUACGCCAUUGCACAUGGCAGCAAUUCAUGGUCGCUGCAGCCGUGCCCAGACUCUGUUGGAAGCCGGUGCCCAUGUUGAUGCCCAUGACGUGCAGGGUUGCACUGCGCUCCACGUUGCUGCUCGUCAUGGACACGACCUGUUGCUCGGAGGACUGCUGCUGGCUGGAGCUGCCUGUGACACUCAUGGCUGCUCAGGAAUGACACCACUGCACAUGGCUGCCUUGGGUGGAUACACCGACUGCUGCCGCAAGCUUCUCCAUGCUGGUGCGAAGAUUGAUGCUAGAGAUGACCAGGGGCGAACAGCUUUACAUUUUGCUGCAUAUGGCGGCAAUCAAGAAACCCUGGAGUUGCUCAUUAGUCGAGGCGCUGACUGCUUUGCCUGUGAUAGCUUUGGAAGGCUGCCCCUGCACUACAGCGCUGGCGGAGGGCCUGAGCAACAGCAGCAGGGCGGUGGCUGCCUGAGUGCCCUGCUUGCACUGGGCUCGGACGUGGAUCGGGCAGACGGGGAGGGGCGCACGGCACUGUUGGUGGCAUCAGCAUCUGGCGACCCCGAAGGGCGCUCCCUGACCCUCCUGCUCGAGCAAGGGGCCCAGCCUGCAACACAGGACAGCAGGGGCUUCGGAGCCUUGCACCACCUCGCCGCUGCGGGGCACUUAGCCCCCCUCACGACGCUUUUAUCUGUGAUGAAUGCCGAAGAAGUCGGAAGAACAAAGUCUCACACUGGACUGACACCUCUUCACCUUGCGGCGGUGGGGGGACACACCGAUUGUCUCCAAGCGUUGCUGUCAGUAGGAUGCAUGGAAGACAUGUUGGAGUGCGCUGAAGAGGAGCAGGGCUGGAGCCCACUGGCCCUGAGUGCCCUGUUGGGCCGAACUCCCUGCCUGCGCUUGUUGCUGCUACAUGGAGCCCAGCCGCUGGGGAGCAACCCUCGCACUGGGGCAACCCCGGUUCAUGCCGCUGCCGCCUUAGGUCAGACGGAGUGCCUUGAGAUCCUUCUUCAUAGUGCCAAAGGAUCUGAUGCUGCCAACACAAGAGAUGCUAGCAACAGGACUCCUCUGAUGCUGGCUGUCUUGAAGGGUCACACUGACUGUGUGGAGCUACUGCUGCGACAUGGUGCUGCUGUAGAUGCUGAAGACGUUUCCCGGAGGACAGCCCUGUUUUAUGGAGCUUUUGGGGGCAGUGAGGAAUGCAUGCGCAUGCUGCUGAAGGAGGGUGCGACUGUCUUGUUGCGUGACAACAUGGGUAAGACCCCACUGCACCUGGCAGCAGCAGUGGGCAACGGCGCUGUCCUAUCAAUGCUGCUGCGCCAUGGCCCUGAUGGAGAAGGCCCCGACCGACUUGCUGAUCUCCGGGGUUUUACGCCGAUCCACUGGGCAUGCUACGGAGGUCAUGGCCCAUGUCUUGGCAUGCUCCUGGAACACUCUCGAACAAAUACAUUUUACGGGAACUCCUUCAGUCCGCUUCAUUGUGCAGCAUUCCAUGGAAGCGAGUUUUGUAUAGAAUUAUUGCUCAAUCAUUUUGGGAAAAAGUUAGUGCAAUUACGGGACAAAAAGCAAAGGACUGCGCUCCAUGCGGCUGCGUGCGACGACAGCGUGCUGUGCCUGCAGACCCUGGUCAAGGAAGGGGCUGACAUCAAUGCCGCUGACUGUAGGGGCCAAACGCCACUCAUGAUGGCUGCUGCCCAUGGGAGCUGCAAGUCCAUAGAGGCCUUAUUGGAGCUGAAUGCAGACAUCCUUGUUCAAGACAGCAAGGGUAAUAGUGCUCUUCAUCAUGCUUGCUUGCAGAAACAAGAAGGCGCAGUGGCCACACUAUUGGAGAAAGCAGACUUUGUGAAGCUCAUCAAUAUGAUCAACGAUGAUAUGAAAACAGCUCUUCAUGUUGCUGCAAGCAAUGGCCUGAUCGAUGCAACUCAGGCGCUACUCCUGAAAGGUGCUGACGUGCUUGCCACAGAUGUCAACGGCCACACACCUGCCCUCUCCUGCGCCAGGAGCAACGAAGUAGCCGAGUGCCUUGCUCUUAUCCUGGCCGUGAUGCCUUCAUCGAGCCCUUUCCGGAUGGAUGGUUUCUCACGUGUGAGCAGCCUGUACCGACAGGGAGGCCAUCUCUCGGAGCUGUUUAGCGACCAAGCCAACCACCACUCGGGGGCACGACCGUCCUCUACCGACAGCCGUGAUUGUUCAGAGCCCUGUCAGAGUUCCGACUCUGAGUACUACUGACGGUUGCUGCUGCCCGCACUGCUCCUCAUCAGCGGCUACGGUUCGAGCAAGGAGGCCACCGGGGCCCUUGCUUAGCCACUAUCGCUGUUAGGGUUGUGGCGCUGGGCGGCAGGAUGUUGCUCUUGACAUGCGUCAACCACGUCAAGUCAAGGUUCUCUUGUUCCGUUACUGCUCAGGUCGCUCUUUUCAUUUUGCCCGCGAUCGACCUUCGCUAAAUAUGGUGCCAUGAUACAUAGGUGGGCUUUCUCACCCUUGGAAGUGCCACUGAAAUGAGUUUUGCAGACGACUCCUCCCCAAAGUGGUGGACAAGCAGUCAGUGAAGCAGCAUUUUUUGUUGUUCAGUCAGUUUCUUGCAUGAGCCUGGCAGCUACGCAUGCAAGGUGCUGUGAAACUAUACUGAAAUAUGGACUCGGCAUGCUGGGAGCAACACAGUUUGCUCCCCUUUGCUUCAACCACCAAGAGAGAGUUCGAUUUUUCUUAUGAGACGUAAUGCGUUCAGCUUCUAAAAGCACUCGAAUUGCUUUCAAGGGUACACAACUGAUUGAUCUGCUAUGUAUCUUGAAGACGUAGAUGUUUAUUUUUAUGAACUGUUCUAUGCAGAUGAGUAUGGCCGCACAUCGCUUUUGUUUUUCUUCCUUGUGCACUAAGGAGCCUUUAGCUAUUGUUAGCAGUAGCUUUCUGGUGCAUUGGAGGCGUUUUCUGCCUUAGUUCAGAGAAGCAAGUUGGUGACAUAGUUGCUUCUUCACUGUGACCCUUAUCUUGGCAUUCUCAGUUUGGUGGUUUGAGUUUGUAUUUCUCAGUUGUGUUUUGCUAUAACAACCUCACACUGUUGCGUGUAUCCACCAGAUUUUGUUUCACCUGAUUUUACCGGCAGCCAAAAACAAUGGCUUGCUUUCAGGAUUUGGUGAUUGUUGAUAAGGACAUCAGACCUAGUAGUUGCGACAAUCCUGUCUUAACUACACUUGUCGUCCUUAAAACUGAAGCAGUAGGCGGCAAAAGUACUCUUUCUGCCGUCCAAAGCGGGCCUAGACUGCACCUACUGUUGCCGCCACCUUUGCCGCUGCCUCCAUCGUCUCUCAAAUAGUGGGAGGUGUGAUAAUGCAUUCCACCGCAAACGGGUUCUUUGGCGGUCGCAUUACCUACAUUUGCUGAAAUGACAUUUUGUGCCAGUGCAGCUCCAUUGAAGUACUCCUCAACAGUUGAUAAGAAAUUGCCAUUUUGGCUCUGUCACUGAACCUGUGAGCGCGUGUUUAUCAAGGGGAAAUAGUGUGUACAGAGCCAGCUGAAGACAGUGCUCAUGACCUUUUAACAUUGCUUUUCAAUUUUUGGUUCAGUUGAACAUUUUUGCUUGUCUACAACUAGUCCCUGUGUGUAAUCUUAAGCGUGCCUCCCCCCCUUGUAGGUUAAUAGGGGAAGAAUGUGCAAAUGCGAUAGCAUAGCUGGAGUAGCCAUAGCGUUGGUGUUGGCAGUUUCGAGUUAUGCUACUUUUCAAGAACCAAAUGGGAGUGGUUUUCUUUAUAUAGUGUUAUAUGUGCAUGGAAUAGCUAUGUAAUGUCAAAUUCCUAGCUCUCCAUGGUGUCCUGCUCCUGCUUUUUUUUUUUUAGUUACCUUGUUUUAGUUACCUUGCCACUAGCUGCGUUUAUGUGCAACAGUGGCUUUGAGGGCUGAUGCUGGCAAUGAAGUUGUACUGUGUUAUGUAUUGCUUUGUAGACUUACCAGAUUAUUUUGUUCAGUAACUGCAUAUGCCAUCGCUGGUGUCUAGUACAUAUGCAGUGCUUGCCAGCUAGAGGUUUUACCAUAUUUACACGUUAAUUACACAGAUUUAUGUUUCUGCAUGACUUUGUAAUGAAACUAUUUCUCGUAUAAUUGGCUGUGCAAGUGAUGAAUACCAGCUGCACAUAAAGUGAUUACGACAAAUAUUUGCACAGUUAAACCUCAAUGUAAUGAAUUAAAGACUGACAUACUGAAUUAUCAUACAAAGCAAACUAAUCCAAUGGUUUGUUUGGUUUGGCCACAUGUUGCCUUAGUGGGUUUCAUUUUUCUUUGAUGGACCCAAUUAUGCAGUAUGUGACAAAUUUUCAUGUGCACUCAGCUCAAAAUUGGCACCAUGCUGCAGUUGUAGGGCUGUAUACCUUUUGAACAAUCUAGAGUGGGUGUAUAGCACCAUGCCCGUACACUUUUGUGACAAAUACUGGAUAAAAUUGCUACUUUUUGAUUUUUGGUGCUACUUUUUUAUAAUGAGGCUCAAUUGUACAUGGUUAACACAAAAUGGCAGCUGUUGCAGUGUUGCAUGCAGCUGCUAAAAAAUUCAUGAUAGAAGAUGCCAGGCUACUUGAGGAUUUUUGCACGAACAUGAAAGGAGAGUAGCAUGUUUUAGAGCUAGACAGCAUGACCUGAGUAAAAAUCCUGAUCAUUUAAAAUGUUUCGUAGGGAAUUACGAGGCCGCUAGCAUCUUUCAUAGACAACAGGACAUAUGUGACAAGGAUGACACUUGGCCAUGUUGUGUGUGGAAAAAUUCCUUUGUUGCAUGAUUUGCAAAUGUUCUAAUGGUAUGUGCAACUGUUAAGCUUUUAGUCAACAUGCAGAUUUUUGUGUUGAACAAAUAAGAAAGAAUUGCUGACUAACAAAUAUUGACUUGCACAUUAAAAUUUGUGAUCUUUUGAUAGAAAGCCAGCUUUCACUAGCUAAAUGCAACAACUAGAGCAUACAAUUGUUUUGCAAAAGUGGCAUAAAGCCAUUUUAUUAUAGUUUUUAUACAUUUCAUAAUUCAGAAAGGCCUUAUUGAAUACACAAGGCAGCAAGUUUCGCUUUUGUAAUUGUAGUUAGCUUGUAUUCAGCCACAUUUAAAGAACUUCCAUUUGCGUAUGUGUUGUUUUGUCGACAUUGAAUGUGCUCUUCAAACAGUCAAGUGUGCCUGUCUCCUAGUGCAGGGUGUUUGCAGCAAUAAGACGACAUUCCUUCAUUUGGCUUGGGAAAGAAAAAAAGAAAAAAUCUGCAUGUUGUUUCUAUAUUUGAUGCAUUCCUUUGUUUUGCUGCAUUUUACUUUGUGUUCUGGACAUUACUGAAUUGCUUUUCGUGUGGUGGUCGUGUAAAUAAGGUACGACCUCUGGUGAUAUAACGUGUGUUGUAUAGUAUUAUCAUUCUAGUUUUGUGUACCAAAGCCUCAACCAAUGGGCUGUCUACCAUGGGCAUAUGUGCAGCGUGGUCAGCACCAGCUGAUGUGAAAUGACAGCCAUGCUUUUCUCUCGCCCAUUCUCACUUCCUGUGAUACGCACAGCUCGUUGAGAUUUCUUCCUGCAGUUUUGGGCAUGAAUUAAGAGCAGGAAAACGAGAAAUAAACGGAUGCAAGAGGCUGUUUAUAUUGUGCAAAAAGAAAAAAAAAAAAAGAGCUUCGUACAGGGCAGGGGAUCUAGAUAGCUAGAGUUAUGCAGACCGUUUUCUCCUCUUGGUUGAAGUUGUGCAAGGAGCGAGACAGAUUGCUUCAGCUUUCUCUCUUACUCUCAUAUAUAUACAAAGGUAAUGUCCGUCAAUGCCAGUGCAAAGGAAAAAUGCCACACUGAACAUUACAAAAUCUGUAUUGUGCACAACAUUCUCAUGUGUUGAAAGUGCUGUUGCACAUGUAACAUUUCAUGCAGUAAGUAAGGCAAUGCUAAAAUUGGAGCUAAAUCACCGCAGAAAUAGGCAGUUAACUUUGCUUUUGCCACGACAUUGAGAGCUUGAGCUUGAUCUGUGCCGUUGUAGAUUAUAUGGCUGGCAUUGUACGUGGCGUUCUGUUCAGGCUGGUCACUUUUGUUCCACAUUUCUCACAGGGUGUGGUAGUUGGUCCACCAAAGUGGAAGAGAAGGUUCGUUUUGGCUCGUUAAGUUUCGUCAGUUUUUCGAAGUUGAUGAAAAUUUCAGUGUCAAGAGUUCAAAGAGCUUCAAAAUGCUUGUUAAGCAUAAACGCAGAUUUCUUUUGACCUGCUUUAGCCUCUGAUGUAGUCUUUCGUUAGAUCUGAUGCAUGCUCAUGAAAACAAUCUAUUGCAAGUGAUGUUCACCCGUAGCCUUUCUUUUUUCUUUCUUUUCUAUGGAGGUUGGUAUUGAUGUUCCAGUGUGCACUUUGUUCUGUCUUCCCAAUUGCUUUGCCAUCUGAUUUAGCAUGAAAGGUUUCUCCAUUCCUUUAAAAUCUGUAAAAUUGCACGGUUUGUUUUUCAAAUCAACAUAUCUACAACGUUCUCCACAAGGCCUCUUGGGCCUGCGAGGUUGCUAGUAGUAUUCAGAGAUUUUAGACAACUAAGCUUGUACAAAUACAGAUAGUCAUUCUUGACCAUGUGCAAAGUACAAGAUGGUUAACGGUUUAACUGCUUUCCUUCAUUUGCUGUGCCAGAUGGCAUUGUUAAGUUGUUUAUCUGCCAAAAAAAAAGAGACAUGGUUUUGGAGGAUCGCUGCUGAAUGUGCAAUUGCAUACAAUGUACAACAAAACAUGCAAAGUAUACGUGUCACGCGUGGUCAGCCUGCUUGCUUUGAGCAACUGCUCAAGGCUGCUUCAAUGCAUCUCGUUUUGUCAGCCGAACCUGCUUGUAAAUUGCUGUGAAAGAAAGAAAACAGUGCAUGUGGUGCGCAUUAGUCGACCCUGUCUUUUUAACUUCAUGUCGUAGUCUCGUGCCUUACUCUCACCUAACAUCUUUGUUAUGGAAAGAGUAUUGUCAGUGUGGGCACCGUUCCACAGGUUUACAAGAUUACAGUGAAAAAGAAAAAAAAGUGGAAAUGAAUGAAAGUGUUGUUCUUGUAUUUUGUGAUUGGACUGUCAUCUGUUUUACAUGAAUUGGUUUAAGAUGUCCCUAGCUGGCGACUGGUUAUGCUACUCCCUCUUGAAAAUACAGAACUGCUUUUUCUUCUUACAGCACUCUGUUUUGUUCAUUUCAACAUGAGAAGUGCUUCUCUUAUUCAUUGCUUAGCUGCGCUGCCACAGCGGCAGGAAUCUACUAUAAAGUGAGUUUCGAACAAUGUGCAAUCUUGUCUACAAAUUUUGUUUUCUUUCUGAGUAAUCAUUGUCUCACCGUGUAGCUUCUUUAUUGUUUGUCUCUCUAAAGCAGCCAGUUCAGAUUAGUUUGUGCCAUAUAUGAGCGAGCUUUACUCCCCCAUUUCCCGAUUACUGCAGUGGGCACCGCACAUGAGCAUUUUCACUUUGUCAAUUACGUGCUUGUUCUUGAAAACUGUGUGAACUGAUGGGCUGCUUUGGACUGUAUGCACAUUUGUUAUGUUAGGCUUGAUACUUCCACUAAAUAUGUUUUUUUGUUUUUUUCACCUCUUGCCAUCUUGGAAGACCUGUAGUUGUAUUAGCUGUCAUAUAAGCAAGUUGUUGGUCGAUGGUAGUAAUAGUACAUGUGUUCAUUCAAGAGUUGUUGACAUUCUUAUUGGGAUGCUAAAGGCAAAUAUUGAGUCAAGCUAGAAUGAUAGGUUUGUCUUCCAGGGUGUAAAUAAUUGUCAAGUUUAACAUCCCAAAGCUGCAGUGUGUUACGACUCAUGAGAAACACCAUAUCGGAGGUCUCUGGAUUAAUUUUGACCACCUGGGCUUUUAACAUGCACCUAAAUCUUAGUACAGGAGCAUUUUUGCAUUCUGCCCCCAUUGGAAUGGGGCUACUGUAUCCGGGAAACAAACCCAUGACCUCAUGCUCAGCAGUAGUACACCAUAGCUGCUAGUCCACCGUGACGGGUGUUCGAGGGUGUGCAACGUGUUGCUUUUACAGAGAACAAAGCUUUGUUGGCGAGAAAGUUACAUAAACAUAGCACAUGAUUGGAACCACUACCACAAAAACUUGAUACUAGUUUACAUGGUGUAACACAUCCCAUUUAUGAUAGGUAAAUAGGAGUCAAGCCCAGAUAAGAACGUUAAACAUGACAAUGCAAAAGAAUAUGCAGUCUGCUCCCCUUCCUUUUCUUUUAUCUCUUUCUACAGAAGCCACUAGUGCUGCCUUUUCACACUGCUGUAUCGUAACACUUUACAGCACAGUGGCUCCUUAUUCCUGCUGGCCUCUGAAUUAAAAAAAAAAAAGUUCCUGCAGAAAUUAAAGUUUACGUUCGUCUUCUUUCGGCAGGAACCCAUCUCACAAUGACUCUCGAUGUGCGGUUAGCGUUCAAGCAAUGUAGUGACACACCAUAAUGUUGAAGACACCUUUAUUUACCAUUUCAAAGGGGAAAGGGGGUAGGCUAAUAGCGUUAAUACAUCCAUGCGCCACAGCGUCGCCACAGACCACGGCGUCUACACCUUCGGACACCACAAAGAAAGCUUCACUAAACGUUGCCUCCCACCCACAGCUAGUUUUGUCCUGCUGGCAUUGUAGAAAGCAUAUCUGACUUCAAUUGAACCACGGUGCUGAGCGGAAAAAUUGUUGGGAACUGAGAGGUCAGGCGUCUGUCCUGUCUGCCUGACCAUAUGCAUAUUGGUCAGGCAGACAGGACAGACGCCUGACCUCUCAGUUCCCAACAAUUUUUCCGCUCAGCACAAUGAUCAAUAUGCAACACCAUCUAGACAAAGUCUACUGUCCCAUGCAUAUGCAAUCUGUGUCAGGCGAAAUAAUUUUCAUUGCCAGCUAAAAGAGCGCGCAUUCUCACUUUUAUUAAUCAGUCAUGUAAUUUUCUUUCUUGUUUCACGAGCGACAUUUCGGGGGACUAGACAGCAGCAGCACCACAAAGUAGGCCAAGAAUGCUAAUUGCAUUAAAAAGCAAUAGAACCAAGCAGAGCGGGAUCUCCCAGAUUGCCGCUGUGGCUACAUUGGCGAUUGUUCAUCUUAGGCAGUUUGAAUUGACGAAAAAUUGUACGACCCCUUCAGUCAUAAUUACCUCUUGGCAUCUAUUUGCACAAAACACGUUUCUAGGAGGGCAACUGAUCGGUCGAGAUUGAUUCAAUGUUUGCCUUUGAGUGUCCGCUGAACACUUGAGGUAUUUAUGGUAUUAUCUAACCAGAUUCACUUGUCACUCAAGCUGCUACUCAGAUAAGUAGUGACAUUGGUGCUUUGUUCAAAUGUGUAUCUUUGCUCAGGCGUGCAAAUUUGGCUUGUAUGUUCCUACACCAGGAAGAAAAAAAAAAGAGCAGCAACGAACUUGUGCUCAGAUUAAGAGUUGUGUAUGCUUAUUCAGGUGGCUUUUACUGGUCGUGCUUCAGGUCUUUCUUUUUUUUUUUAUCUGUUUGCAACGCUUUUGCAGUUUGCAGAGUUUCUUUUAAUAAUAAAUAGUUGUUAUUGAAAAAUACUCAACUUAGUACCACAGUGUCCCCACAGUGCCACUCUGUAGUGCAAAGCAGCAUUACGGAAGCCUUUUAGCAUAAGCUUUCGGAUGUGUACUGGUCUGCACCUUACCGAUGGUACCACCUGCCUUACUAGGCUUUACAAAAGGUGCACUUGCAGGGUUUCUUGCCAAGAGAUUCUAGUGUACUAAAUUCUCACAAUUGCGAGUUUCAUAGAAAUGUUUGAAUCCGCAUGAAGGUUAACCUGAUCAAUCAUGAGGGUUGGCUGUUUGUGAGGCUUUCUUUGUUCACAAAGAAACAUUUUUUUUUUUUUUGUGACAUUAUCAGGCAUGAUACUUAGCCUAUUUCAUGCAUUCAAAAUCGCAAAUCUGUUAAUUGACUGACAAUAUAUUACUAACAGUGACCUUUUGGAAGCAAAUCCAGCACAUUUCUAUGGUUAUUUCUUGUUUAAAGCAUUCCAAUAACUGCUUGGCACCGUUGGUAUGUACAUUUAGGUUUUCUUCAUGACAUGGUAAACGCACAUUUGCAAUACUGCAGAGAGCAGCAGCCAUUGGGAAGUGGGCUCUUCCCAGAGUUGCAUUACAAUUGAGCACACCUGCAUUUGCAAUGUGUACAAGGGAAUAAGCUUUCAUUUUGCUUGGAUGCAAGCUGACGUGUCUGCUUGUAUGAUACUCAUGCAAAAUACAUUAAAUGUGCUCAAUACCGAUGCUACUACAUAAAAUAUUGAUUCUGCUUUUGUAGCUGUAGGUGGAACUAGGGCUUGUUCUAAUGCUGUACUGUCUCUGUGACCGCUUGAUCGUUGUGCAUUGAGUGCUUGCUUUGAUAGUGCACAUGCUCAAAGAAGGCUACAGAAAUGACUGACAAUCCCUGUCGUGUUUUCUUAUGUUAUCUUUUAUUUCUUUUUUCUCUUUGCACAGACCCUGUAUUCGGAAAUCAUUUUGCGAUUAUUAUGUCAUUAAUUGGCUCCCACAGUCUUGCAUCUUACAAUUUCCCAACGCCUAAACGCAUUUUUACUCUGAUCUAAUCUGGCAUUGGUCACAUACAUGUGACAGAUUGCCAAUGGCUCAAGCUAGUGACACAAUUGAAGACUGUGCUGAAGCCAUGUUUCUGGUUUGUUAUUGAAGCUAAUGAUGUAUACCAUUUUAGUGGGUACGUAAUUGUGCUACACCAAGUUAAAGGAGGAGCGAAAAAAUGCAGUGUGCCUUUCAAAGCUGCCAUGGCUAGAUAUCCGUUGCUGUGUAGAACUCGCUUGAUCAUUUGGGUAAACCACCAGAUCUGCCUUCCCCUGUCUUCUCAUCUCUUUCCUCCUUGCCUUUCUUUUUCCUUUUCUUCCUUGAGCAGAAAGACGCGUGUAUACACAGUGUUAUCUUAUGCGAACUAAGGUUGUGUUACAUACUUAGCUUGAAGCGCUACAUUUCACUCAUCUAGUCGAGCGUCAUUGAUCUGGACAUUUAAAAAUGAAGAAGCAUUGCUCACCCUUUGUCGUGACGUGAACCAUACCAAACAUAUAUAAAGACAAGCAAAACUGUUGUUCCUGCCCUUGUAUUCUGUCUUUCGGGACAAUUUCUGUGGUGGUGUGCGUUGCCUGUUGUAAAUGCAUGCAUGUAUACUAGUCCCCGAAAGUGUUUGUUGUGUACGCAGCUUUUCGCAGAGUGUACUAUCCCAUACUCAGUGAUCUUGUGAUGCACUUUGAGCGAAUCAGCUUCUUAACGUCCUUGGUACUCCCAGCACGGGGCAGUCGUCUGCAGUGGUUGAUGCGUACAAGUGUGCAUCUGUGCUUGUGCAAGUGGCAUGCUGUUUUGACUACUCGCACAGGGCGCGUUGCAUCUUUCCGGGAGGAAACCAGCCUACAGUAGCGCUUUUGAGGAACUUAGUGCCUUUUGGGCAUUGACCAAGUAGCUAUAUCACAAGUCUGAGCUAUACAUGCUGUGGGCGCACAAACAUUUGGGGAGUUUCUGGAAUCGUUAGGUCCUUUCUGUCUUCUCUUCAGCACACUCCAUGAAUGUGUACCACCUGUGGCACUGUUUUUCUUUGCAAUAAUGGCUUCGUAGGGUGUGCCAAAAAAAGAAAAUAACAAGAGUGUCACAAAAUUGAUGUGGCCUGGCCGCUUGUGAAGGGCAGAAGUGGGUCAGUUAUGCUUGCAUCAGUGCUUAUGCUUAACCUCUUUUGAGCUUCAUUUUUUGUAUUUUUGUAGUGAUUCGUAUUGAUGGGCAUUGGCACUUGAAAGUAGCGUUUACUCUUGGGGUACUUGCUGGUUACGUUGGCAUUGCCAAGUGCCGAAGCCUGCUACAAGUCAUAAGGUGUCUUAUUCUAGAUGCGGAGAGUCCCUGCAAAGUAGUGCCUUUCACUUUUGAGCCCUUUGUGUUACAUUGAUGUCUUUGUUUAAGCAGCUGUUUGAUAAAACCUGCACUAGGGCCGCAAAUGCUAGUGCUUUUUUUUUUCCUUUGCUUUUUUUUUUAUUUCAUUUGUCCCAAGCAAGCCUAUAUGUGCAAAAGCAAGGCAGGUUCAGAAUUUAUAUCUACUUGUUGCUUUCCAGACUCGCUGAGGCUGAAGGAGGUAUCUGAACUGAAUAUGUGCAUGUAUGCAACCGUUGACCCACAGUAAAUGUUCACUGUCCAGAGUUUGUGCAAGCAUUUGUGAGCAAGACCAUUUGGCAAUCUGCACUAAGGCCAGAAGAAUUUUUUGCGAGACCCACAGUGACCAAGCACGGUCUUAAUUUAAAUAAAGUUGUUUCUCUCUCUCUUGCGAGAUUAUGAUGGAAAACUUUUCAGAAAGACCAUUCCGUCUUUUCGGCCGUUUUAAUUUCUUUGAGGGCUUUACGCUGUGAACCAGCGCAGCCUUCCUUGUCUUCUGAACGUCUUCUUGUAGCAGUGUGGUGGUGCUCACUUUGUUGCCUAUCAUGUGCCUCCCACGUGUGAAGGGGUACAGUCACUGUGCAUUUGAUUUGAUGAGCUCUGCCAAUUUAAGCAACACCUGUAUUUAGGGGGGCAUUUAGCCUGUGAGGAAGAGAGGAAAGUGGCAGACUGCUCGUAAAGAGCCAUCUUGCCUCCUGUGUUCCUUUGUUUUGGAAUGUGCUGUUGAAGUGAUGACUCCAACACCCUGUAUUACCCAAUGCGCACGCGUACUUGGAGCAACUUUGCGACUUAAUUACAGGAAACUGUGUUCCUGGAAAGUGCCAUGUCAUAGCAUGCCUCCUCGACCUCUUCACGUUUUGUUCUAAGGUGUUGUUCGGCUUUGGACAGAUUGGAAGGCAAACCAACUCAGUCUGUGCUUGGUGCAAUCAGGUCAUCCCACCCCAAACCUGGAAAGUAUUUCUUUGCAGCCGUUGUUGCUGCUACUUAUUAAAUACUGUCAUGUUGUCUAUUGUGGUAGCUUGCCAAGGCUUUGCUGAAUGCCCACUGUCGUUCAUGUGCUUGGGUUUGGGCCACAUAGUGGCUGAAAUGAAAAUUGCAUUGUAUGCUGAACUUUGCACAUUGAGCACCACUUUUUCAAUUUAGGAAAGCUUUGUUUACCUUGACAGUGGGUUUCAAUGCCUUCCUUGUGUCACCUGUGCUCUGGAGUGUUCACAUUUGCAGCUGCCUUGCGUUUCUUUUAUUUCUGCCUGAGCUUGCAUUGUUGUACUGUAGUGUGUGUACCAUGACGUGUUUCAAGUAUGAUGUCUCUGGGUUACUGCUGAAGCAAAGUGCCCCCAAAAGUGCCAUUUCUGACAAUGCUGACAUGCAGAUGACUUUCUUGUUUAACAAGCAACGUUUUAUCACCCGGGUUGUCUUUCCGUUUUAUCACCCGGGUUGUCUUUCGCACCUAAAAUAUACUUUUGUGUUUGUUUUAGCAAUGUGUGUAACAUGUACCUGGAGUUGCUGUGAGACUAUUACAUAUUUCUGGGAUUUGGCAACAUGCUAAUACAGGCUGGUUAGUUAUCUGUCUUAAAACUAGUAAUAUCACUGAGGCUGGUACAAGCUGAGGUCAGCACUUGUCAUUCCUCUGCCUGCCCCAUCAAAUGCACAGUCUAGUUUCAGUAUGACCUUGGCAACUUAAACUGCAGCACUUCUAUGCAUUCAAAAUAUCACAUUUGUAUUAAGAACAAAAAGAUUGGUUUCAAAUUUUUUACACUUCUGCACAUGUAAUAGAAAAACAUGUUUAAUUGUGUGUGGGAGUCAGUUUGCUGUAGCCUGCUGAAGCCAUGUUGUGAGCGCUUCCUGAUCAUUACAGAAUGCAGUCAUUUGUUAUUUUCUUACUUUUAGCUUGUGCACAGUUACAGCAAUAGUUAGCUGCUGUUUGAACUUGAUUGCAGCAGUGCUUGGAGAUGAUUAACUGAGAAUGAUUAGGAUACAACAAAAUGCACAUUAAUUACGAUAAGUUACCUAAAUAUACAGCAAUAUUUUGUUUACUAUUACUACCACUUGUCAAGGACACCAACUUCGAGGUCCAAGCUAUUUUUGUUGGUAAACUCUUGUACAGUUGACUUGUGAUAAUUCAAGCUUCUAGGGAGCACAGAUUUUCACUCAAGUUAAAUGUUUGAACUAUUUGAAGUUGAGCAAAAUAAGAGUCAAUUUUAACUUCAACUUCAUUUAUCUUUCAAGGAAUUGAGGGUUCCUCCUGGUAAAAGGGCUGUCCAAGAUUGCGUGAGGGAUGCCUGGAAGCCCAACUCCCAGGCAGAGUUGCAAGUUAUAUGAGCAGGAGUAUACACUCAGCUGCAUAUAUAUAUAGAGUGUUUUCGCUGAUAUGCCCAGAAAGGCCUAAACAUAUUGAAAUCUGUAUGUCAUAAUCAGACAGCUCACUUAAAAUCUGCUAAUUGUCUUUUUAAACUGCACAUCAUAGGCAUUGCAUCAGAAUAGGAAACUGGUUGCAAUUUCUCAGUGGCAUCUGUAGCUGUUAUUUAAAUUGCAGUAUAAUAAUGCUGCCAGCUGAUGUUGACACAAUAACCUCUUCUUCAAUAUUCCAAAUCGAAGUGCCACACUUGAGGAAUGUAACUGUCAUGCUGAGAAGAAAUGCCCCUUUGGACGAACCCACUAUUGCAAACAGAAACGAUGGUCAGUCAACUGCAACAGUGAACUUCAUUAUCACUAGUUGGCUAUUGUUCGACAUUCACAACUGUCAAACCAUGCUGAAGAUUAUUUUAUACUAUUUCAUUCAUGCUAGGCAUUUCCACUUCUGAUACUCUGUUAAGUUUUAUGCAUCAGGUAAGCUGGAGUGUAUUUGUGUAAAUUAACGAACAGGGAUGGAGUACACUGCAAAAGUGCUACGUGCUCUCCAUUUCGAAUGGAGCACUUAUGCCCAAUGAGAGGUUCAUUAGUACUUUAUUUUUUAAUUUAUUGUCCGAAUAUGAAUUUGACAGCUUUUUAAAUGUUUGACAAUGCAGCUCAAGUUAUUCCGAAGAAAUAAUUCAAACAUCUCACCUGCCUUAUUCUUGAGCACCUUUAGACCUCUCAGCUAAAGCGCAUGCCAACUUUUGAGAGCAACCAAAACAUUUGUGAACCUGUUCUUCUUUGAAUGAGCAGCUGGUUUAGUGUCAUUUCAUAGUGGUGUGUAUGAACAUGCAGAGCAGUCCAAAUACCCGACAUUGGCACUUUCUAACUACUCUUGCCUUUGCAAUGUGCUCUCAUCAGCCAUAUUUUUACUGUAUAGCAUGCCCUGCCCUGGGAUGUUAAAAAUCUUAAAUUAAGCUGCUUUAAAAAAGCAUUGAAAACAAUCUGGCAAAGAAGAAUUUCAAAGAUUUGUUUGAAUUAAUGGGAAUUUUGUAUUGUUUGAAUUAUCACCAGUCAACUGAAACAUUGCACAAAUUAAUGCUGUUUUUGUUGCAUCUGUGUGGAAGGUUGGCCGAGCUUAGUUUAUGGAUUCAGCUUGGCAACAGCCAGCUUGCUCACAAAUAGAGGCCAGGCAAAAUUGCCUCGAGCUUCUCUUCCCACAAACACUGGGUUUCACAGCUUGGCACUCGUUUAAUAGAGUCACAUUUUUCUGGAAACUGCUUACAGCCCAUUACUUCCCUUUUGUGAUUGAGGUGGCCUGGGACAAAGGCACAUUAGUUCAUGUAGUCUUUUCUGUUAAAAAAUUCAUUGUGCUUUCUUUCCUCUGUCUCUUUUUCGAGGUGUCAUUUUGACUUUAAAUGAGAAUGCAUCUUGUGGGAAAAUGUGAUGUGCGUAGAUGUGCCUGUCUUGAACUGACAUUCAAAAUUGGUGUCAAGGGGCUCUAUUUUUAAAACAAAUACAUUUGUCUUUGUUUGCGUCUCUUAUGGAACAGUGCUGGUGUUUUUGCAGAACAGUGUUGAGCAGUCCCGCCUAGGGCUGUACCCAGGUAUGCUUUACGUUUGCCUCUGUGUAUACCCGUGCUGGUCCAGUUAACGUUUGCGAAAUGAAACAUGCGAGAACCAUUAUGAGAGUACUCCCUUUUUCUUUUUUCUGUUUAGAGCUAAUAACACAAGAAUGGCUACUUUGAUUGGUACAUAUUUGCAGAGUGCACUUAUGGUGUGCUUCUGUUGUAGUGCACAUUAAAGAACCCCAGGUGGUCGAAAUUAAUUCGUAGCCCUCCACUACGGUGUGCCUCAUCAGAAGUGGUUUUGGCACGUAAAACCCCCAAAAGAAAAAGAGUGCACUUACAGAGUCUUUCUUUAUUGCUGUUGGACACAAUUGCUGUGGCAGAUUAACCUCUGCUGUUCAUGGGCAAGUGUUAUACCGAAUGAAAGCAAGUCUGUAGCCAAGUACUGGUGUGUGAAUUUUCAAAAAAAGCUUUCUGUUUCGGUGACACUUAACAAAAUUAACAAAAUUUCUUCUUUUAUCAUCAAGAUGCUAAAAUUAGAAUCUCAGGUUUCAGUCCCUUCAGUCCAUGCGGGGCUUGUUUUGUUGUUGAAAAAUUGAUUUUUGUUAAUAAUGUAAAUAUUAUUUCUUGCAGGAAUGUUUUCCUUUUUCCAUCCAGAAUUUAUCUUCAGAUUGUCACAAAUUAGCCAAAAUGUAGCUCCCCAACCUUCUCUUUUCUUUUUUUUCCCUCAUUCAGUGAGAAAUAAUGUUACGCUAGAUUGGUACUGGCUGUAGCUCACUUCUUGUGCAGUGUUUAUUCUAUGCAUUACCGCUGUGCUGUCGUAACCUCAGCUGCCAUGUUAAACAGUGGCAUCUUUGUUCCUUGGCUUGUUGCAUGCACAUUUAGCCUUUAUUGUUUGUAGAAUGUUUUCAGUAAUGACAGAACUGUAACGUUCUUCUUCUUCUGCUAUGCUCUUUUCUUAACCUGGGUGCAGCCCCAGUACCCAUAUCUCGGCCUGCUGCUCACAUGCUGUGGGUACAUUCCUUUUGACUGUAAAAUAUUUUUGUGUGAAUUGGAUACCUUUGUUCUUGCUCUGAAACAUGCCAACAUGUGUGGCGCACAUCACACAUUUCUCUUGCAAGUAGUAUGUCCCAGCCACAUUCUCUAGCAGGGGUCCAAAUCUAAACUAAAAUAAAAAUCUGUGUCAGUGCUCAUUUCUUUUUUUCCUUGCUCAUGUGAACAUGUUAAAGCUAAAAAGAUGAAUUGGAGAACAUGAUUUGCAACUAGUGUUUGUGCUGUCUGUGCAGGGUUAAUCUAGUGACCUUUUAACAACUGUGAUAAACAUGUGAAAUGUUGUUUACUAGACCUAACCAAAUAUAUCUAAAGAUCUCUAAAUUGAGCUAUUCCGGUUAUGCAGCAUUUGAGAGUAGCCUAUUGUAUCAUCGAACACAUCUGCAUUUAAGAAUAAAAGGUAAAAGCUGUCAUGUC